This is a messenger RNA of Kogia breviceps (pygmy sperm whale), 749 nucleotides long. The record is from RefSeq and is a predicted model, not a curated record. NCBI's taxonomy places the organism in Eukaryota, Metazoa, Chordata, Mammalia, Artiodactyla, Physeteridae.
GGCACUUGCACGCGGAGCGCGCCUCCUGGGGCGCGGCUGUCGGUGCCCUGCGCUUGGCUGCCCUGGACCCCGCUGCGCUCCCGGCUCUCUCCGCGCCCCAGACCUGGUUAUUCAAAAGUGGAUGGUUUUGAACAUAAAGUACCCCGUGAAGACAUCAGAGGGGUUCACUCCUGUCAUCUUGAGUCUCUGAAGGCAGAGCUGGUUGCACUUUUCUUCUAGAAAGUUUUCCCGGGAAGUUCACUCUCCCACAGUAAAACCUUGACUCUCAGGAUGAUCCUGUCUAACGCCACGGCUGUGACACCCUUGCUGACCGAGCUGUGGCAGGGGACAGUUCAACCGGGCAGCAACACAUCCCACCCGGCCCGCAGGUCCCUGAGCCAUGACGACGGCAAGCUGGCGGCGCUGUACAUCCUCAUGGUGCUUGGCUUUUUCGGCUUCUUCACCCUGGGCAUCAUGCUCAGUUACAUCCGCUCCAAGAAACUGGAGCACUCCCAUGACCCGUACAAUGUGUACAUCGAGUCUGACGCCUGGCAAGAGCAGGAUAAGGCGUACUUCCAGGCCCGGAUUCUGGAGAGCUGCAGGGCGUGUUAUGUCAUUGAAAACCAGCUGUCUGUAGAACGACCCAAUGCCUACCUCCCUGAGAUGAAGCUGUCGUCCUGACCCCGAGACUGGUCCGAAUUGGACAAAGCCUCCCCGAUGAGCUGAUGUUUCCAAUUACGUGUUCCUUAUAUCCUUUACUGCAUGAGUAU